Glossina fuscipes is the source of this 759-nucleotide messenger RNA. RefSeq lists its product as uncharacterized. The coding region runs from base 1 to 759 and encodes 252 amino acids. The record is from RefSeq and is a predicted model, not a curated record. The transcript has 5 exons. Lineage: Eukaryota; Metazoa; Arthropoda; Insecta; Diptera; Glossinidae.
AUGGCGACAGAAUCCUCUUCAAUGUCAUGGAUUAAGGAAAUGCGAAUAGUGAAUCAAGCGCUAAAAGAAUGCGAGAAAUCAUUGUCGUUUGGUGUGCGUAAGAAUUCCACUUGGUAUUGUGUCAAAACCGUCAGCUUACAAUUAUUUGAAAAUAUCUCUUCACGUGCGAUUAUACCUUUAUGGCGCGGUAUACGUUUCAUUAUACGUACACCAUUGCCUGAUGAUAAUGGAGAGAAAGAACGUGUUCAUCAUCAAAAUGCCCAUUGGCAUCGUAAAGAUAUAAAAUAUUUAACAUGGUUCGAUCGUGUGGCAGUGAGCUUUUCAAAAAUUCUUAGCACACAUGUACUGGAAAUAAAUCUAAAGCAGUUAACGGAUUAUUAUAUACAAACAAUGGAAAAGUAUGGUACAACUAACGAUUUAAGCAACUUAGAUGCAGUUGGAAGUGCCCGUCAUCGCCGCCAUCGCUAUAACAUGAUGAUGACCAUGAUGUUCGGUGUGACAGCGUUCGGCGCAGUUGUUGUACCAAUGGGAUUUCAACUAUUAUCAAUAGUAAGCGGUAAAGCAUUACUGCUGGCUAAAAUGGCAUUGCUAUUAGCGUCAAUUAAUGGCUUGAAACGAGUGGCCAAUAGCGGUAUUCACUACGGACUCUAUCACACACCUAGUGAGCAUUAUGGCAGCUAUUACGAUCGUGGAGAUGUACAUCAUCCGAGAAAUGUACCCAACUUGACGCCAAUUGUGCAACCUGUAGAAUUGAUUUGA